Messenger RNA from Tinamus guttatus (white-throated tinamou), 1332 nucleotides. NCBI's taxonomy places the organism in Eukaryota, Metazoa, Chordata, Aves, Tinamiformes, Tinamidae. The record is from RefSeq and is a predicted model, not a curated record.
AUGUCGCGUUUUCCUCUCCCCAGCAAAGCACUUGGCCAGAGAAACGACGUGGAUGGCACAGUCAGCAGUGCUCAGCCUCAACACGUGGGGAGGCAAGACAGAAAUCCUGCUCGGCACUGGGAUUCUGAGGACGUAAAAUUCCCACCAUCCGCUCCAGUCAUUAACCGAUACAACAGGAGAGUAUCAGUUUGUGCUUCAGCUUUCAAUCCAGAUGAAGAGGAAGAAGAUACAGAACCAAGGGUAGUUCAUCCAAAAACUGAUGAACAGAGAUGCAGACUGCAGGAAGCCUGUAAAGAUAUCCUGCUCUUCAAAAACCUAGAUCAGGAGCAGCUGUCUCAGGUCCUUGAUGCCAUGUUUGAAAGGAAAGUGCAACCUCAGGAACAUGUGAUUGACCAAGGGGAUGAUGGAGACAACUUCUAUGUCAUUGAGCGGGGACUGUAUGACAUCUUUGUAGCAAGAGACAACCAGACACGCUGUGUGGGUUGCUAUGAUAAUCAUGGCAGUUUUGGCGAACUGGCACUGAUGUACAACACUCCUAGAGCUGCCACCAUUGUUGCCACAACAGAAGGAGCCCUUUGGGGACUGGAUCGAGUGACGUUCAGAAGAAUUAUAUUGAAAAACAAUGCAAAGAAGAGGAAGACAUACGAGUUAUUUAUUGAGUCUGUGCCCCUUCUUAAAUCCUUGGAGCCUUCAGAGCGAAUGAAAAUAGUGGAUGUAAUAGGGGAGAAAGUGUAUCAAGAUGGGGAACGAAUCAUUUCUCAGGGUGAUAAAGCAGAUUGCUUUUACAUUGUAGAAUCUGGUGAAGUAAAAAUCCUGAUUAAAAGCAAGACUAUGACAAGUAAGGAUGCUAACCAAGAAGUGGAGAUUGCCCAGUGUCACAGAGGACAGUAUUUUGGAGAGCUCGCACUUGUUACCAACAAACCCAGAGCAGCCUCUGCCUAUGCUGUUGGGGAAGUUAAGUGUUUAGUCAUGGAUGUGCAGGCAUUCGAGAGGUUGCUUGGACCCUGCAUGGACAUUAUGAAGAGGAAUAUAACACAUUAUGAAGAGCAGCUGGUGGCACUGUUUGGCUCUAGCAUGGACCUGUUGGAUCCAGGGAAUUAGGCACAGGGUACCUCAAUGCCUUCUCAGUUCAAGACGCAGAAAAGCCUCCGAUCAGCAACACAACUCACAAGGAAAUGGACACUAUGGAACAGUUUUGGCUGUUGUCUUUUUGGGCAUUUUAGAAACCAUAAAAAGUGUCAGCACAGAUGGAUUGCUCACUCCAUGCCUCCACUUUGCUGCUGAUACUUCAUUACUAGACCUAGAUUAAAGAUGAUUCUAACCCUAUGUUCA